ACUCUCUCUCUCAAAAUUCAAAAAUCGCCGAGAAUUGUUUUUGUUGCUUUUUUUUUUUCUUGACAAAUUGAAAAAAGGUGUGUUGUAAUCAAAUGUGAUGGGAAGUAGCUUCUCCUCCGCCUUACCUUGCUUCAACCAAGGUCACCGUGAUCGCCGCCAUCACCCUCAGAAUCCGACUCACUCCGAGCCGUUAGACGAGAGUCUAGGCCACUCUUACUGCUACGUCCCAUCUUCUAACCGCUUCCUCUCUCCCUUCCCUUCCGAUCGCUUCGUCUCUCCUCCCGGUUCGUUCCGGUUAUCUCCGGGUCGGAUCCGGGGCCCCGGAUCAUCCGACCAGCUCCAAACCGGGUUCAGAGCCAUUUCCGGCGCCUCGGUUAGCGCCAACACAUCCAAUUCCAAAACUGUUUUCCAACUUGAAGAUAUUUACGACGAUGCCACUGUUAACACUUUCGGCGGAGGCGUGAGGAGCAGCGUCGUUAACGCUAACGGCUUCGAAGGAACGUCGUCGUUUAGCGCUCUCCCGCUACAGACCGUGCCGUUAGGUGGUCACGUGGAGGAACGAACCGGCCUCUUCAUGUCUGGGCCCAUCGAGAGAGGCGCGAGUUCAGGCCCAUUGGACCUUCCCGGAGAGGAGGUUUCGAGAUCCGACUCCGCCGCCGCGCAUUUCUCGGCGCCGCUCGGCGGCGGCGGCAAGAAGAGACGGAAAAGGAAGAAGAGUCUUUCCUGGCACACGAAGCAGCGACCGUGGGUUCUUCCGGUGUCGAGCUUCGUCGGCGGUGCUAAAAGGGAGAACACCGUGAAACCACCCGACGGCGGCGGCGUUACGGCGGAAUCAACCGGAGAGGAGAACGAUUUACAGUGGGCGUUGGGGAAAGCAGGAGAGGACAGGGUGCAGCUAGCUGUCUUCGAGAAGCAAGGAUGGCUCUUCGCCGGAAUCUACGACGGCUUCAACGGACCCGACGCGCCGGAGUUUCUGAUGGCUAACCUCUACCGUGCGGUUCAUAGCGAGUUGCAAGGUUUAUUCUGGGAACUGGAGGAAGAAGCAGAGCUAAAAGCAAGUUCGAGCUGUCCAGCGGCAGAAGAAGUUAAAGUGAGGAAAAAGCUGCAUGAGCUUCUCGCAGAGGCGCAAGCAGAAGACGCGUUGGAUCUUUCAGGUUCCGACAGGUUUGCAUUCUCAGUGGAGGACAAUGCUGUGUCUGUAGGAAGUAAGAGAUGGUUGCUGUUGUCGAAACUGAAGCAGGGUUUGUCUAAGCAAGGAGUUUCAGGGAGGAAGUUGUUGUUCCCAUGGAAGCUUGGUGCGGAGGGUGAUGAAACGGAGGAGGUGGUAGGUAGCGUUAGAGUAGAGGAACCGGUUGAGAAGAGGAGGGAGAGACGAAAGGCGGGGACGGUUGAUCACGAGCUGGUUUUGAAGGCGAUGUCGAAUGGUCUUGAAGCCACGGAGCAAGCGUUCUUGGAGAUGACUGAGAAGGUUUUGGAAACGAACCCUGAGCUUGCGUUGAUGGGUUCUUGCUUGCUGGUUGCGCUGAUGAGAGAUGAUGAUGUGUAUGUGAUGAAUAUAGGGGAUAGUAGGGCUCUUGUUGCGCAGUAUCAGGUUCGAGAAACGGGUGUGAGUGUUGAGACAGGAAGAGUAGAAGAUCGAUGCAAUGAUUUAGACAAUGAUGAUGCAAACAAUGAGCUUUCAGGUGUGGGUGAUGAAGAUACUACACUGAACAAUGAAGCACCUUCGCAGAACAUGAAACUGGUUGCGUUGCAACUGACAACAGAUCACAGCACGAGCAUCGAAGAUGAAGUAACAAGAAUAAAAAACGAACACCCUGAUGACAACCAAUGCAUAGUGAACGACAGAGUGAAGGGACGACUUAAGGUGACUAGGGCGUUUGGAGCAGGGUUUUUGAAGCAGCCUAAAUUGAACGAUUCGUUACUGGAAAUGUUUCGGAAUGAGUACAUUGGGACGGAUCCAUACAUAUCAUGCAUACCAUCUCUUCGUCACUACAGGCUAACAGAAAAUGAUCAGUUUAUGGUUCUGUCAUCUGAUGGUUUGUAUCAAUACCUGAGCAAUGAGGAAGUUGUUUCUCUUGCUAUGGAGAAGUUUCCAGAUGGUGAUCCUGCUCAACAUGUUAUACAGGAACUUCUAGUCCGUGCAGCCAAGAAGGCUGGAAUGGGGUUUCAUGAGCUCCUGGACAUACCGCAAGGAGAUAGAAGAAAGUAUCAUGAUGAUUGCACUGUAUUAGUGAUAGCACUUGGAGGAAGUAGGAUCUGGAAGUCAUCAGGGAAGUAUCUUUGAGACCAUAUAAACUACAAGUUGAGAAAACAGAGAAACUCAAAAUGCUUCAAAGAUCAAAACGUGGCAAAAACUUUGUUUAAUUUUGGUCUGCUUUUUGUUUCCUUAUGUUUGUUUCUAUAGGAAUGUUCUUUUUGUCAGAUUAGGAGGGUACUUUUGUUUCUUUGUUUGAAAAUAGGGUAGAGAUUGGAAUAGAGAAGAAGGGUGGGGACCAAAAAGGGGUAAUACAUAGAACAUUUUCCU
Messenger RNA from Brassica oleracea var. oleracea, 2524 nucleotides. Its product is annotated as protein phosphatase 2C 29-like. The coding region runs from base 98 to 2284 and encodes 728 amino acids. The record is from RefSeq and is a predicted model, not a curated record. Gene Ontology annotation, biological process: protein dephosphorylation. Lineage: Eukaryota; Viridiplantae; Streptophyta; Magnoliopsida; Brassicales; Brassicaceae. The transcript is spliced from 4 exons. Gene Ontology annotation, molecular function: protein serine/threonine phosphatase activity.